AACCGGUGGCAUUUGUCUCGUGUAAAAGAAUAAGAAAGCAACAGGCAGAGAGUAACCAAUAUUUUUGGCAUCUCCUCCAUUUCUGGUUCUUGGGCUGCUCCUUUGUCCCUUCAUUUCUCCUUUCCUCUCUAUAUUUCUCCUCCCCACUUCCAAAAUAGUAGGCAAAUGAGUUAAGUCGACGAGUGCAGGCCAGGUGAUGAUACCACGAUAUAGAAGGCUGUGAAUUCUAUUGCUUUGAGAGAAAAUCUUCUUGUUUGGUAUUUUGUUUUUCAAGAUUUCGGUAGACAGAGGGAGAGAAAGUAAAUCUGUGAGUGAGUGGUUCUUUCAGAAAGAGAAACAAGAAUAACCUGGGGUACUUUUCCUUACACCGUCACAUGUAUUUAAUAUCCACCUUAGAAAAUCUAGGGAGAGAGAAUACAAUUACAGUUUCGUGUUCAUCCAUUUCUACAAGUUUUGUGAGUGUGUGCGUGUUUUUGCAUGAUAAAGAAAAACAAGAAUUGGGUUUGUGUUAAUAACUGAAGAUAUUGAGUUGUUUGGGGGAUGAGAGUGAGAUCUUAAUGGAUUUUUGGCCAGAGUUUCUUGCUAGCAGCUGGGGUAGGGAGUUUGUGGCUGGUGGAUUUGGUGGAAUUGCUGGUAUAAUUUCUGGUUAUCCACUUGAUACUCUACGUAUUCGGCUACAGCAACCUAAUUCUGGCUCCGCCUUCAGUAUUCUUCGCCGAGUUAUGGCCGGAGAAGGGCCUGCUGCUCUCUACAGAGGCAUGGGUGCACCCCUCGCAUCCGUCACCUUCCAGAAUGCCAUGGUUUUCCAGACCUAUGCUAUCCUCUCGAGAGCAUUUGACUCGUCCGUUUCAGCUAGUGAUCCUCCUUCUUACAAAGGUGUUGUUCUAGGAGGAGUUGGUACUGGGGCCAUACAGAGCAUUAUGCUUUCUCCUGUAGAACUGGUAAAAAUUCGCCUCCAAUUGCAGAACGUAAGUCAUGCAAAUCUCCAUGGGGCUGCUAGUUAUAAAGGUCCAGUAAGUGUUGCCAAGAGCAUACUGAAAACAGAAGGUAUAAAAGGAAUUUACCGAGGUUUUGUGAUCACUGUCCUCAGAGAUGCACCUGCUCAUGGUGUAUACUUUUGGACAUAUGAGUACAUGAGAGAGCAGUUUCACCCUGGCUGCAGAAAGAAUGGUCAAGAAAACUUAAGAACCAUGCUGACAGCAGGAGGGCUAGCAGGAGUUGCAAGCUGGCUCUGCUGCUAUCCAUUAGAUGUUGUGAAAACCAGAUUACAAGCUCAAACACCAUCAUCAUCAUCCCCACUUAAGUAUAAAGGCAUCCUGGAUUGCUUUCGCAGGAGUGUUAAAGAAGAAGGUUACUGCGUGCUUUGGAGAGGUUUGGGGACUGCCGUUGCAAGAGCUUUUGUAGUCAAUGGAGCUGUAUUUGCCGCUUAUGAGAUUGCAUUGCGGUGUCUAUUCAACAAUGGAAGCAUUCAAACAGAGAACACUAUCUAGGAAAAAUUUAUCUUUUGUCAGCAGUAAUUGACUUGUAUCUGUUGUAAUUAUUCAAUGGCAAUUUUAUAAAAGAACAAACCAGUCAAAGAAUUACGUA
Messenger RNA from Populus nigra (black poplar), 1587 nucleotides. RefSeq names its product mitochondrial arginine transporter BAC2. Lineage: Eukaryota; Viridiplantae; Streptophyta; Magnoliopsida; Malpighiales; Salicaceae. Gene Ontology annotation, biological process: transmembrane transport. The record is from RefSeq and is a predicted model, not a curated record. Bases 558 to 1490 code for a protein of 310 amino acids. Gene Ontology annotation, molecular function: transmembrane transporter activity. The transcript has 2 exons.